AGAGUCCGAAGCCGAGCCUCCGUCGAGCGCUGAUUGGUUGAUGAGAAUCCAUGCUAGGAAUUCAUUGGACAGAGACACGGCACUGCGCGGCUGAUUGGUCGCCUGUAGUUGCGCGCAGAGCAUCAGGAGCGUGUCAUUAACUUUCGAUGGUUACCUGAGAUUGAGGGGAUGUUGGGCUGGAAAGUGUUGCAGUGACAAGCACGCGCUCCUACAGGGCACGAGAACCAGGGACACUUUCUUGGAGCGGGAGCACACACACACACACACACACACACACACACACACACACACACACACACACACACACACACACACGCACGCACGCGCGCGCGCUCGCGCUUGCACACACACAUACAAGCGCGCGCGCGGACCAGGAUGGCGAAAGAGAUGAAAGAUGCAUCCCGAAAGUUAUCUCAUUGGAGGCUGCAGAACAUCGUCCAGGAAUCCAUGGACAGCUCGGACGAGGAGUUCUUUGACGCCAGAGAUGUUAUGGAGGGGAAGACAGCCAUCCUGCUGGAGAUGAGCCAGUGGAACUCCAACGAUCUGGUGGAGCAGAUCGAGACCUUGGGACAUCUGGAGCGUUCACGAGAAAGCCUGUACAGACUGAGACACCCUCGCUGUGCACCACAGAGCAGUGUAGACGGUCUGGAGGACAUGGAGAGGAAAUGCAGGACGCAGCUGUUGAUCCUGGUUGUUCACGGAGGUCACAUUCUAGACUCCGGCGGCGGCGAUUCAGGCGGGAAGGCGGGGGACGCUGCUACCCUGGGGUCGGUGUUGGAGCGGGUGGCGCGAGCUCACUUCCAGGAAGCAGCAGACAGCAUACUGGUGCGCUUGGUGCCCUGCCCUCCUGUAUGUGCAGAAGCCUUCUCGCUUGUCUCUCAUUUGAAUCCGUACAGCUACGACGAGAGCUGUGUUUGCAGUAGCGUGGAUCACUUGCCGUUGGCCGCUCUGCCCAUCCUCACCAUCGCCGCUCCUCAGUACCAGGAGGCCGUAGCGACUGUGAUCGCUCAGGCCAAUCAGGUGUAUCACGACUUCAUCCAGUCUCCUGAAGGGCUGGGCUUCACCGGGCAGGUGUGCUUGGUGGCUGACUGCGUUGGUGGAGUGCUUUGUUUCGAUGCGCUGUGUUUUAGCGGCGACAAGCGACACGGAAGUCCCAAGACGAACACAAGGAACUACAGCACCGAGAGCCUCAAGGAGAAGCCAGGAGCAAUGAGCAGUCUGAGUCCCACUCUGAGGAGCAGCAAACGCCUGAGCAAGAGCAACAUAGACGUGUCAGCACCGUGGAACUCGGCGUCGGCCCUGGGACGUCCGCUCAUCCGCAAGCAGAGCGACUCGUGUGACACGGACAUCUCCGGAAGUCAGAGAGAGGUCUUCUUCAGCAGUCUGUCUCAGGAUGAAGAGAUGAACCCUGGGCAGGAUCAGAACCCAGGCUGCUUUGACUUUGAGGUCUCAGACUGCUUUCUGCUGGGCUGCCCGUUAGGACUGGUGCUGGCCAUGAGGAGAACCGUGCUGCCGGUCGUGCAGAUUGACCAGUUGCGUCCAGCCUGCUCACAAAUCUUCAAUCUGUUCUACCCGUCUGACCCAUCUGCCUCACGUCUGGAGCCCCUGCUGUACCCGCCUCUCACACAGCUGCCCCCCUUCACUGUGCCACGCUACCAGCGCUGCCCCCUGGGCGACGGGCGCUCCGCUCUCAUCGCUGACACUGUGGUUAAACAGACGUCGGAAGGAAGUGCCGAUGUUGUCCAGAGUCCGUGCUGUAAGACAACGAGCGAUGGGACAUCUUCUAACGGCGAGGAGAAGGACGGUCGGACAGAACAGACCGUCUCACAACUAUGUAGCAGGUGGUGGGGUCUGAAGCGUCUGGAUUACGUGCUCUACUGCCCUGAUGUUCUCACGGCGUUCCCCACUGUAGCUCUGCCUCAUCUGUUCCACGCUUCAUACUGGGAGUCUACAGAUGCUGUGGCCUUCAUCCUCAGACAGGUGCUACGUUGUGACUGUCUGAAGGCAGGUGAAGCAGACUGCUGCGACUCGGUUCCCAUCUCUCCGUCCAGCCCUCGGGAAAAAUGGCUGCGCAGAAGAACACACGUCAAACUGCGGAACGUGACUGCUAACCACAGAGUACACGACGUGAUCGCGACAGAGGACGGGCCACAGACGCUGGUGGGGAGGUUCAUGUACGGCCCUCUGGACAUGGUGACCCUCACCGGAGAGAAGGUGGAUGUGUUUUUGGCGACGCAGCCCGGAUCGGGACGAUGGGUGAUGUUUGAUACCGAGGUAACCACCAACAGCGGUCGUGUGACCUACACCAUUCCUGCAAACAAGAGACUCUCGGUUGGCGUUUACCCCAUCAAAAUGGUGGUCAAAGGAGACCAGACGAGUGCGGAGGCGUUCCUCACCGUGCUGCCACGAGGAAUGGAGUGUGUGGUGUUCAGUAUCGACGGCUCCUUCGCUGCCAGCGUCUCUCUCAUGGGCAGCGACCCUAAAGUCCGUCCUGGAGCUGUAGAUGUGGUUCGGCACUGGCAGGACCUCGGUUACCUCAUCAUCUACAUCACAGGUCGACCCGACAUGCAGAAGCAGAGGGUGGUGUCAUGGCUGUCGCAGCACAACUUCCCCCAGGGCAUGGUGUUUUUCUCCGAGGGGCUCGUCCAUGACCCCCUGCGCCAGAAAACCCUCUUUCUCAGAAGCCUCAUCAACGAGUGUCACAUUAAGAUUAGUGCGGCGUACGGCUCUAUGAAGGACAUGUCUGUGUACAGCGCGCUCGGCCUGGACGCCUCGCAGAUCUACAUCGUGGGACGACCAUCCAAGAAGCACCAGCACCAGUGUCAGUUCCUGAGCGAAGGAUAUGCGGCUCACCUCUCCGCUCUGGAGUUCGAGCACGGUUCACGUCCCAAGAAGAACCGCAUGAUCCUGCGCCAGGGCUCUUUCGGCCUCUCGUCCAAGCCGGACUUCCUGUCUCCGUCGCCUGAUUUCUUGACAUGCAAGCGCACUCCGCUGCUGCGCCGAGCCAUGUCCAUGCAGCAGGCAUCUCCACCCGCUUCCUCGUCGUCCACGCCCAAACCAGAGCGUGCUCAGAGCCAGCCCGAGAGAUACAGGGACGGGCCUGAGAUCCGCAUCGAAUUUGACGAUCAGGACCUGGAAACAGGAGGCUUUACUGCUGUACUGUGAGAACAUGUGACCACUUGGUGCACGGAUAAAAGUACGAUAUUGUGCUUGUGGUAAACGGUUUAGAUUAGACUUUUUUUAAAAUCGAGUGUUGUGAAAUGUUCAGAAUUUCAUUCCUAUUUGUGAAAAACUUCCUAAGCUUCUAAAUAAAAAAUCGGUUAAAUCCAGAAGCCGGCCAUUCUUUAAGCAGUCCACAGACAAACAGUAAUGCGGCGCUCAGUGUAGUGCAACAGGCUGCCAUUUAUUAGUGCUGACAAGCUGAGAGGCUCCUUUACUUAUCCAGCUCCCGUUUGUUUUGUGCUGACGCACUCGAGCCGACCUGCGUCACUCAGGCGCUCCGCUAGCCUACGGAUCCUGAAUAAGCCAAUCAGCACGAUAAAGCCAGAAGGUCUUAAGAAACCACCUCGCUCUCUUUGUGAGCCCUGUUCUGACCGAGGGGAAUGAUUGUCUGUUUUGUCUCUGCACAAUCUGCCCAGAGUCACUCGGUUUCUUCAGGCAUUGUUGACCAAUUGGUGGGAUCACGGUGCCUCCGUAUCAGGUGGUUUGGGCUGUUGUUUUCUCCCAGCAGUUAUUACGGCACUCUCUGCUUAUUUUCUGUGUUACAUCAGAGAGCAGUUUUUUAAAGGAAAAAAAAAAGAGAACGCUGACUGGAUUCGUGGAAAUGAUAUCCAUGCUUGAUAAAAGAUCGUUGUAUCGGUGGAAAAAUAUAAUAAUUAUCGUGGUAGGUGGUACUUUGGGGUGUACAACACAAACAUAAUAACAGGAG
Molecule: messenger RNA, 3928 nt
Organism: Tachysurus fulvidraco (yellow catfish)
Lineage: Eukaryota; Metazoa; Chordata; Actinopteri; Siluriformes; Bagridae
Gene: plrdgb
Product: PITP-less RdgB-like protein
Exons: 19
Coding region: 376-3165 (929 amino acids)
Biological process (GO): phospholipid transport
Cellular component (GO): cytoplasm
Molecular function (GO): phosphatidylcholine intramembrane carrier activity; phosphatidylcholine binding; metal ion binding
Source: RefSeq, a predicted model, not a curated record